UACCAGAAAAUAUAUUGAGACCGGAUGCGAUAGCUUUACAAAGAUAUAGAGAAAUUCAAGUAAACAAACUACCAGAAGAACAAAUAAUUAUUGAAGAAGAAGAAGAAUUUAAUCAACAAGAUGUUCUAGAAUGUCCUAUUUGUCAUAUAUCAUUACAUCAAGAUCAGAGAUUGAAUUUGGAACGAGCUAGAAGACGAAUAGAAGAAAGACAAAGAGAUAUGGAUAAUAUUCCACAAAUAAGGGAGGAUAUAGAGGUAAUUGAUAAUGUGCAACAGAUAGUUGUAGGAAAGCAACCACCACCAUUACAACAACAAAAUGAAGAUAGAAAUAUGGAUCCUCAAGAUUUUACAAGAUGUUCUAUUUGUAAUACACCUUUAAGGGAAGCUAUAAAUGGUAAUCCAAAAGUAGUGAGGCUUUGUAAUAAUAAUCGAAGAUAUAUGGCUCAUAUGUAUUGUGCGAUUAGAUGGUAUGAUAGAGAUGCUGUUGACACACAAAGACAAAAUUGUAGAUUGAAUAUUGAGAGACGUGAAAAAGAACAUAUAGAAUUAGCAAGAGAUUUACAUAAUAUUCCACAAUUAGAUAGAGAUAGAGAAGUAAUUGAUAAUCAAUUAGAUGCGCAACAGAUAAAUUUAGACGAUAAUCAAAAUAG
Molecule: messenger RNA, 649 nt
Organism: Dentiscutata erythropus
Lineage: Eukaryota; Fungi; Glomeromycota; Glomeromycetes; Diversisporales; Gigasporaceae
Source: the annotation of a GenBank genome assembly